UGUUGUUGAAUUUAGUGUGAACAAGAAGAGCGAUUUGCCUAUUAAUAAACUAUUCCUGAUUAAGUUUGUGAACGGAAAAAAGACAGAAUGGCGAAAGUGUCAAAAAUGCGGUGAUCUUCGCAAAGCACCUAAUUCUGGGACAAGCGGCUUACGUCUGCAUCUAACAAAAUGUCCCGGUUAUGAUGCCUCUAAGGACAGCCGCGAUGUCAACCAGGAUGUUAUUCCUUUUGCGAACAAAUAACAGCGUGGCGAGCGCUGUAGUGAAUGGAACUGGGGCAUUCGCCGAUAUUAUCAAGGAGCAAGUCCUGCAACAGCGAUCGGUAGAAGCAGGAACUCACGAUGCCGAUCAUUCGUAUGUGAACCAAAGCAUUUCCUUUGAAGACUUUGAAAAUGAGGAAUACGAGGCCGAUUUCAACAUUCAGCAGUUCAUGAAAAAUUUUAGACCCGCAAGUGCUGACGCGGAGCGGCUGUUUUCAUUUUGCCGUCUUUCCAAGACAUAUUUACAAAACAGGCUUAGCGUGGAACGGCAUUGUCGCAAUGUGUUUUUAAAUAAGAAUAAGGCCUUCUUUGAUUUAUAAUCAGUGUUCAUGUAAUACCUCUUUGAAAGAGGCUCUUUCACAUUUCAGAAACUUUUUAUCACCAUUUGUUUUAUGUGUAUGUGUUAAAACGUCCAGUUUCAAGUAAUGAUACAAAAUCCGUUUUUCUCAAUAUCAAUAUCAAUAUCUAGCCUUCAAUAUCUCAAAAUUAAAAAUUCAAUAUUGACAUCGUCUCAAUAUUCAAUAUCUGAUCAUUCAAUAUAUUGCAAUCCCUGGACAACAGUCUGCUAAAAUUCAACGAGGACAAGUGUGUCCAGUCCAAAUGACUAUCUCGCAUGCUAUUUCUGAUCAUACUGCAAGAAGUUAUUGGCAAAAUGGGAAGCAAUUCGAGAAGGUGAAGGGAGAGAAGGAUCUGGGAGUUACAAUUGAUAGAGAUCCCGAUGGGCCAGAUGAGUGCGGAGGACAGACAGGGGGCCAUGAAUGAGGUGCAGGUGCACAAGAUGCUCCCUCCACAUGCCAACAUAGUGCAACACCUCGACUACUUCAUCCACGACAGCAGCCACGCCCUCAUCAUAGUCAUGGAGUACAUCAGAGGCGGCACUCUUUAUGACUUCAUACUGAAGAGAGGAACCUCAUUAUUAGAGGAAAGCGAAGUGCUGCAUCUGUUCGUGCAGAUGGCCUUGGCGCUGCACCACAUCCACUCCAGAGGAAUCCUCCACCGGGACAUCAAGACUCAGAACAUCCUCCUCACCAAACCAUCUUCAUUUAUAACUAACAAUAAUAUUAACCAAGACAGAGAUCCCCAGAUGCAAUCACUAGUCACUGCCACCACAGUCAAGCUGUCUGAUUUCGGCAUCUCCAAGAUACUGGCGUCCAAGUCGAAAGCUUACUCGGUAGUGGGAACUCCCUGUUAUAUCAGCCCAGAACUGUGUGAAUCCAAACCCUAUAAUCAGAAGAGUGAUAUUUGGGCCUUAGGAUGUGUACUAUACGAGCUCUGUACCCUCAGUCGUGCCUUCGAAGCUGCAAAUCUUCCCGCUCUGGUGUUCAAAAUAAUGAAGGGAAGCUACAAACAGAUCAGUGACACUUAUUCGCCAGAACUGAAGCAGCUAGUUAGAAGUCUGCUCAACCUGGACCAUACUAAGAGGCCUUCUGUGAGUCAGAUUCUGGCCCAGCCUAUCAUUGUGAAAGUGAUGUACAGCACGAUAGUGGGCAUAGGUGCUAUUACAAUGAACACAGCGUCAAGUAGAAAUCAGAUUGGAAAUGAGUAUAAUUCAGCCAAGACACGGAAGGAUAACUCUCAUAACGAAGGCACAUCACAAAGCAUAGAUGCGGAUGGCAAUACUGAUUCGAGAAGCAACACAAAUGUAAAUGAUAGAGGUGGUGGAAAUAGCGCAAUGGAUAAUGUGAGUUCGGUGUUUAUGUGGGGUUGUUCCAAACAUCAGUAUCCAGCUAAUCUGGCCCUCCCGUCUGGAGUAUGUCGUAUGCAGGAUAUAGCGAUUGGCAGGUCACACAAAUAUGCUCUCUCAGAUACAGGAAAAAUCUUCAGCUGGGAACAAGUGGAAACAACCGAGGAAGAGAGUUGUACGAUGCAACUGCCUGGAAUGACCACCGCAGAAUCUUCCUCAGGUUUCCUGUCUUCCACGUCAACAUGCUUCGUGCCCAGAUGUCUGGAAGGUCAAGGCGGUGUGGUAGUAGCCAAAAUAGCAUGUGGAGAUCUCUUUGCAGCUUGUGUCACAGACAGAGGAAUCCUGAUGACGUUCGGCAGUGGUUCCAGCGGAUGUCUGGGUCAUGGAAAUUUCCACGAUGUGAAGCAGCCUAAAAUAGUGGAGGCGUUAAUUGGAAGUGAAGUUAUGGACUUGGCAUGUGGAUCGAAUCAUGUAGUGGCGCUCACUACAGACCAGGAAUUGUUCUCCUGGGGAAUCGGAGACAACGGUCGGCUGGGUCUGGCUUCGGCUAAGUGGGGUUCGGGGACAAGCGAAGGAACAGCAGCUGGAAAAGGUGGAAGUGGUUUCAGAGGAUGUAACGUUCCUGUGGCUCUCAAUGCUCAAGUGUUUGAAAGUAAUGUGGUCAAAGUGCACUGCGGACUGGACACUACCUGUUUCAUCACCAGAAACAACAAGAUCUACGUUUGCGGGAGCAACAGAGACAACAAACUAUGUCUGGACUAUUUCUCACACGAAGACAACCACACUAAACAAGUGGACUUCAUCAAUCAGCCGACGAGAAUCAAACACGAACUGUUCACACACAUUGUUGCAUGUUCAGUCGGAUACACACACGGCGCAUUUAUAGAUUCCGAAGGUCAACUGGUGUUAAGUGGGUCGAAUUCCACAGGUCAAUUGGGUCUACCCUCAACAGACAGAAGUGUGGGUACGAGACACGUGACCAAAUUGGACUGGGCGGGGGGACGUAAUUUGGGGUCCGAGUGUAGAUUUGUAUCUGUGUCAUGUGGCGAUUAUUUUACUGUAGCUGUGUGUGUUGACGGGACUGUUUUGUCUUGGGGUAGAAAUGCUAAAGGGCGACUUGGCAGGCCGAUUACACAGGGGGGCAAUGAUACACCGGGACAGGUGCAAUUGAAGGGAGUGGGGGAGGGACGCAACGUUAAAGUGCAAUGCAGUCAUGAUGGUACUAUGUUAUUGGUUCAGCAGUCACACGGACACUCGAACUGAAGUUUUGUCGCCGGUGUAAUUUGCAAGGAAUUUAGAACCAUUCUGUCACCCGGAAGCAGUUAAAAAAGAAAAGUUUGGAUAAUUCGGAUAUCGAAAACGUUGCCUUGUUCGAGUCUGCGUUUGACGCGUUAACUUAAUACGUGGUAAGUUUUCUUUCUGGUACUCACAAAAAGUUGCCAAGAGAUCUUGAGACUCUGUAGAUCUACGGAUUUUUGUCUAAAGAGAAAAUGCUUAUUUUUUGUAGCAAUACGAUGUCUUCCGGUUAGUGUGCAGUUUAUUUCAAGAACGCUGAUUUAUACACGUUAAAUGAGAAUAAUGUAAGUUUGCUAACAUAAUAUGCUGUCCAUAGAAAAUAAGUGGAAAAAAGCAUCUUCAUUGAUUUAUGGAAUACUAUGUUUCUAUGUAAAUAUUGUGCAUUAACUACUAACAAUGGUUGUAAAAACUAAUAUAACACAAAUUGUACAUAAAGAGAUAUUUUGGUACUCUUAAUUUAUUUUGUUGAAUUCAAUUAUUUCUAUUUUUAA
Molecule: messenger RNA, 3729 nt
Organism: Symsagittifera roscoffensis
Lineage: Eukaryota; Metazoa; Xenacoelomorpha; Acoela; Convolutidae
Product: serine/threonine-protein kinase Nek8-like
Exons: 7
Coding region: 977-3205 (742 amino acids)
Biological process (GO): protein phosphorylation
Molecular function (GO): protein kinase activity; ATP binding
Source: RefSeq, a predicted model, not a curated record